Messenger RNA from Quercus lobata, 776 nucleotides. RefSeq lists its product as uncharacterized. The transcript has a single exon. The record is from RefSeq and is a predicted model, not a curated record. The coding region runs from base 21 to 395 and encodes 124 amino acids. NCBI's taxonomy places the organism in Eukaryota, Viridiplantae, Streptophyta, Magnoliopsida, Fagales, Fagaceae.
CUACUUCUUCAAGAACAGCUAUGGCAACAACAUCACCAUCACUGCCUAUGCAGCAACAGCCAGCAGGGGAAACCUUGACUUAUAACCCUGUAGCUGUACCAAACAAUAAUGCUGCUUGGAGUUCUUCAGGGUCUAUAGGUCCUUUCUUUGCAGUGAUGUCUGUCCUAACUGUUCUCGCAAUUCUUUCAUGCUUAUUGGGCAGGAUGUGCACCAAAGAGGCUGUAACUCCAUUAGAGAGUAUCAAGGAUAGCGGCUGCCUCGGAUGGGUGAAGCGAAAGUGCAGGCAGAGUAUGUCUUGUGAUGUUAAAGUUGGAAUGAAGAUGAUGGCUUUUGGAAAAGGAAGAAAUGAUUGUAACGUUAAAGAUGGUGAGGUUCAACAACUUCCACAACCUUAAUUGAAGGUGGGCUCAUGCAAACUUGGCUAGAUGCCCGGUAGUUUACCCUGGAUUUGGUCUGAGCACAAGUUGUAAGUUGUAACAUUGUAUAUUAGUAUCCCUUGAGAAAUGGCUUUUGAAUGGAAAUUGUAAGAGUCUUUCGGUUUUUGUUUUGAACCUUGCUCUUAUAUUUUGAUCAAUAAUAGUGUCAUAAGCAACUAAAUUAAUUAGAUUCGUUGCUUUCCUACUCUGGUUAGCUAUGUUAAAUCGAUUAGCCAUAAAGGGGAGACAACUUGUGUUUUUCUGCAGUAGGGCUAUGUUGUGUACAGAGUGGAGUGUCCUUACUUUGUAAAUUUGUAUAUUGAUUGGGUUGCGUGUGAAAUAUAAUAUUUGCUUGGAGUU